CAAACAGUCCCCUGAGUAUGGGGAGAGUAGGAGGCGGAGGGCAAAAGGAAAUCAAGUUUAUUUUGGCUUUAGCUUUUUUUGGCUUGGUGAUUAUCAUGGUGACAUCUUAACUUUGCGAUCCUAGAGGGGCCUGGCAGUCAGCACGCUGUGUGAGACCAGAGCAGGGUGAAGUCUGGGUACGGAGCUGGCAUGGCCGCUCUGCUCCUGGGCUUGGAAGAUCUCCUCUAUAGCUGGGACAAUCUGGUGUGGAAUCUGACUCUGCAGGCCCGGAGGACGUGUCGAUUUGGAAACCCACGGGUCUUGUGGCUGAUGCUGAAGCCAUGGUGCCUCUCCAGGACCGUGUACCAGAUGACGGAGGGCCGCCGAUGUCAGGUCCAUCUCCUUGAUGACAGGAAGCUGGAACUCCUCGUACAGCCCAAGCUUUUGGCCAAGGAGCUUCUCGACCUGGUGGCGUCUCACUUCAACCUGAAGGAAAAGGAGUACUUUGGAAUAGCAUUCACAGAUGAGACUGGCCACUUGAACUGGCUUCAGCUAGACCGCAGAGUGCUGGAACACGACUUCCCCAAGAAGUCAGGACCUGUAGUUUUGUACUUCUGUGUCAGGUUCUACAUUGAAAGCAUUUCAUACCUAAAGGAUAAUGCCACCAUCGAAUUGUUCUUCCUGAAUGCCAAGUCUUGCAUCUAUAAGGAACUCAUUGAAGUUGACAGUGAAGUGGUGUUUGAAUUAGCUUCUUAUAUAUUGCAGGAGGCGAAAGGAGAUUUUGCGAGCAAUGAAAUCGUGAGGAGCGACUUAAAGAAGCUGCCAGCGCUCCCCACCCAGGCCUUGAAGGAGCACCCUUCCCUGGCUUACUGCGAGGACCGAGUGAUAGAGCACUACAAGAAGCUCAAUGGCCAGACCCGAGGCCAAGCGAUCGUUAACUACAUGAGCAUUGUAGAGUCUCUCCCGACCUAUGGCGUCCAUUACUAUGCAGUGAAGGACAAGCAAGGAAUUCCUUGGUGGUUAGGACUCAGCUACAAAGGCAUCUUCCAGUACGACUACCAUGACAAAGUGAAACCACGCAAGAUCUUCCAAUGGAGGCAGCUGGAGAACCUGUACUUCCGAGAGAAGAAGUUUUCGGUGGAAGUCCAUGACCCACGCAGGGCUUCUGUCACCAGGAGGACAUUUGGGCACAGUGGCAUUGCAGUGCAUACGUGGUAUGCGUGUCCGGCAUUAAUCAAGUCCAUCUGGGCUAUGGCCAUUAGCCAACACCAGUUCUACCUGGACAGAAAGCAGAGUAAGUCCAAAAUUCAUGCUGCAAGAAGUCUGAGCGAGAUCGCAAUUGACCUGACGGAAACCGGAACGCUUAAGACUUCCAAGCUAGCCAACAUGGGAAGCAAAGGAAAAAUAAUCAGCGGCAGCAGUGGGAGCCUUCUCUCCUCAGGUAGUCAGAGGUCCGAUACCUCUCAAUCUGCCAAGAAAGACAUGCUGGCUGCGCUGAGAUCCCGGCAGGAAGCCCUGGAGGAGACGCUACGCCAGCGCUUGGAGGAGCUGAAGAAACUUUGUCUCCGAGAAGCGGAGCUCACUGGAAAACUGCCAAGAGAAUAUCCCUUGGAUCCUGGGGAGGAAGCUCCCAUUGUUCGACGAAGAAUAGGGACCGCUUUCAAAUUGGACGAACAGAAAAUACUGCCCAAAGGAGAGGAGGCCGAGCUGGAGCGCCUGGAGCGGGAGUUUGCUAUUCAGUCGCAGAUCACCGAGGCCGCCCGCCGGCUGGCCAGUGACCCCAACGUCAGCAAGAAGCUGAAGAAGCAGAGGAAGACCUCUCAUCUGAAUGCCGUGAAGAAGCUGCAGGAGAUCGAAAACGCCAUCAACGAGAAUCGCGUCAAGUCCGGGAAAAAACCGACGCAGAGGGCCUCCUUGAUCAUAGACGAUGGAAACAUCGCCAGUGAAGACAGCUCCCUCUCGGAUGCCCUUGUCCUUGAGGAUGAGGACUCUCAGGUUAUUACCAGCACAAUUUCCCCUUUACAGUCCCCUCACAAGGGGCUCCCUCCUCGGCCGCCCUCCCACAACAGGCCCCCGCCUCCACAGUCCCUGGAGGGCCUCCGGCAGAUGCACUACCACCGGAACGACUAUGACAAGUCGCCCAUCAAGCCCAAAAUGUGGAGCGAGUCCUCCUUGGACGAACCUUACGAGAAGGUCAAGAAGCGUUCCUCGCACAGUCAUUCCAGUAGCCACCGCCGGCUCCCGAGCGGAGGGAGCUGUGCCGAAGCCGGGGGGAGCAACUCCCUGCAGAGCAGUCCCAUCCGCAGCCUCCCUCACUGGACCUCCCAGUCCAGCAUGCCCUCCACGCCGGAUCUGCGGGUACGCAGCCCCCACUACGUCCAUUCCACCAGGUCUGUGGACAUCAGCCCCACGCGACUGCACAGCUUAGCCAUGCACUUUAGACACAGGAGCUCCAGCUUGGAAUCGCAGCAGGGCAAACUCCUGGGGUCCGAGAACGACACGGGGAGCCCCGACUUUUACACCCCGAGGACUCGUAGCAGCAACGGCUCCGACCCCAUGGACGACUGCUCUUCCUGCACCAGUCACUCCAGCUCGGAGCACUACUACCCGGCCCAGAUGAACCCCAACUACUCCACGCUGGCCGAGGACUCCCCGUCCAAGGCCCGGGAGCGGCAGCGGCACAAGUCAGCCGGGAACCUGGUCUCCUCCAACUCGGGGAGCAUGCCUAACCUGGCGGCCCGCAACGGGCCGGGUCACCCCGGGGUCUACCUGCACAGCCAGAGCCAGCCCUGCUCCCAGUACCGCAUCAAGGAGUACCCGCUGUACAUCGAGGGCAGCGCCACUCCCGUGGUGGUGCGCAGCCUGGAGAGCGACCAAGAGGGCCACUACAGCGUCAAGGCCCAGUUCAAGACCUCCAACUCGUACACGGCCGGGGGCAUGUUCAAGGACAGCUGGCACGGGGACGAGGGCGACUCGGCCCGCCUGACGCCGUCCCGCUCCCAGAUCAUACGGACUCCGUCUCUCGGCCGGGAGGGCCGGGCUGACCGGGGCGCGGGCCGGGCCGGCGUUUCGGACGAGCUGCGGCUGUGGUACCAGCGGUCCAGCGCCUCCCAGCGGGAGCACGGCCGCCUGUCGCACACCAGCUCGGCCUCGUCGGACAGCGGUUCCCAGUGCAGCGCGGCCGCCGCCCAGAGCGCCUUCGUGGCGCACAGCAGGGUGACCAGGAGGCCUCAGAUGUGCAAAGCCACGUCAGCCUUACCUCCCAGCCAGCGGAGCUCCACCCCUUCCAGCGAGAUCGGAGCUACGCCCCCAAGCAGCCCGCACCACCUCUUGACCUGGCAGGCCGGAGAAGCAACAGAAAGCUCACCCACUAUGGAUGAGUCUGAGUCUCCAACUCACCAAAGUACUGAUGAAUAG
This is a messenger RNA of Ornithorhynchus anatinus (platypus), 3396 nucleotides long. It is a transcript of the gene FRMD4A, whose product is annotated as FERM domain containing 4A. Lineage: Eukaryota; Metazoa; Chordata; Mammalia; Monotremata; Ornithorhynchidae. The coding region runs from base 190 to 3396 and encodes 1068 amino acids. Gene Ontology annotation, cellular component: cytoskeleton; adherens junction; bicellular tight junction. The transcript has 24 exons. The record is from RefSeq and is a predicted model, not a curated record. Gene Ontology annotation, biological process: establishment of epithelial cell polarity.